Messenger RNA from Durusdinium trenchii, 1656 nucleotides. Lineage: Eukaryota; Dinophyceae; Suessiales; Symbiodiniaceae. The record is from the annotation of a GenBank genome assembly.
AAGACCCGACCUGCAGCAUCUGACAGCCACCCGCCUGCCCCAUGGCUGCGACAUGGAUCGCCCGUGCUCAGCAGUUGACAGCUCAAGCUCGACAUCGACUGGAGGUUGAAGAAGAGUUCGAUGAAUAUGCAGAGGAGUUCGAAGAGCACUUGGUCACGGUUUUGGACUAUAAGCUUCCCGAGAUCCUCGCCACGAAGCUCGCUCAUCACGCGAGCCUCGAGUCGGAGCACCUCGCGCAGCCGCGACGCGUGGUGGACUUGGGCUGCGGCACGGGGCUGUGCGGCCGUGCGAUCCGACGGCUGCUUGGCGAGUCCGUGGAAUUGAUCGGGGUGGACCUCUCGGCAUGCAUGUUGGCACGGGCCAAGGAGGACGGUGCCUAUGACGCGCUCUUUCAGCGUGAUUUGCUGGCGCAUCUGGAGCGCCACGAAAGGGCCGAGGCGGUGGAUGUACUCCUCGCGGCGGACGUGUUGAUUUAUGUGGAACACUUGGAGAAGGUCUUUCGUGAAGCCCAUCGCGUCUUGAAGAGGGGCGGCUGGUUCCUCUUCUCCACCGAGCUGGCGCUGGACACGGAAGUCACCGAGGGCCGUGUGGUGCGCGAGUCUGGACGCAUCGCCCACAGUCGUGGCUACAUUGAAGCGCUGGCCUCCGAGCAUUCCUUGGCUGUUUUGGAGGCAGAGACAAUCCCAUUGCGCAUCGUGGGUGCCUGAGAGGGCUUGCUACGGCGCAAACAUAGCGAACUGCAUUGUUUUUUAGCAUCGUGAAGCACUGUACCAAAGACAGUGGGUUGAUGUUGAAGUUUCCACCUUUCACUCGUGCAUUCACAUACAAUACAACAUAACACAACUAAAUAUUUAACAAAAUGGACAAACACAUGUCCAGGUCAACUUUUAGGGGAAGAUGCCACACUUUGCUGAAGCAUUAAUUUGUAUGCGCAGGAAAUUCUAUAUAAUAUGCUUAUAGACUUGACUAAAGGAGUCUUGUCCUACAUACUGAGGUCAGUUGUUCUCCUGCCUUAAAGGAAAGCAGCUCAAGAAAAGACCUCACUCCAGGGAACUGUAUUGCGACAGACAUUGAUUCGAACUUGUCUAAUCGUCUCUCCUACAAUGGUGAUGUGAACGCCCGACUGGUUUUGUUCUCAUCACCGACCGACCACUUGGCCCUUACAACCUAGAAGAAGGCAACCUAGGCUGCGAGAAACGGCGCAAGGCGCAAGGCUCAAGCUGGUGCUGGGUGCUAAGGAAGAUGAUGUGCCCCUGCCAGGCGACUGCUAUGUUUUACAACGCGACAUGGCCAAGGAUUUGAGAGAUCGAGACGCUUGAGGUCUGACAAACCUUCAACGGAUGCAUCCGGGGCUCACCACUCUUCAGCCUCUUCGUGGAGCUGUGGGAAGACUGGCGAAUCAUAGGUCAACUACUCAGUGGAUGGGCUUCACUGGCUUCAGCGAUUGGACGUCACGAGACCUCGUGCGGCCAGCGGUGAGCAGCGGAGCGGCGGAGCGGUCGAGCGGCGGUGGACCGAAGAACGCCGCGCGCCUGGAUCCAGUCGUUGCGAUACGUCCGUCCAAAAGGAAAAGAUGCACUGGAAAAGUGUGUUGUUUCAAAGAACACUUAAAUGUCAUAUGUUUGGAGCCAGAUUGGUUUGAUCAUGUUUUGUAUA